Sitophilus oryzae (rice weevil) is the source of this 1058-nucleotide messenger RNA. RefSeq names its product THO complex subunit 7 homolog. Gene Ontology annotation, cellular component: THO complex part of transcription export complex. Bases 143 to 766 code for a protein of 207 amino acids. Gene Ontology annotation, biological process: mRNA export from nucleus; mRNA processing. NCBI's taxonomy places the organism in Eukaryota, Metazoa, Arthropoda, Insecta, Coleoptera, Curculionidae. The record is from RefSeq and is a predicted model, not a curated record. The transcript has 2 exons.
CUAUGGCUACUGUUUUAUCUAACGUCUGUGUGUGUGUUCUGUGGUCUGUGUAUCUAACCUUAAAAUACUACGCUAUUCAACACUAUUUAAAAAGAAAAUAAUUAUUUUCUUAAAUACUUUAGAAAUAAAUAAUAGAAUAAUCAUGUCUGAAGAGGAAGUUAUUAGAAGGCGUUUAAUAUUUGAUGGUGAUGGAACAGGAGAAGACAGAAGACUGAAUGUUUUAUUAAAAAUGAUAAGUAAAUGGGUUAAAGUGGAUGAAUCAGAUGAAGAUUCCCAGGCAACGUACGACAAAAUAUUAUCUCAACUUAGUCUUGUUGAAUAUUCCAGACACAGGUCCCAAUACGUAAGUAAAGCAAAGGCAGAGCAGUUACAUAACUAUGAGACGUUAUACACUGAUAUGGAAGAAGCAAUAGAAAUAAAAAACAAAGAGAUUGAUCAGCAAAGGAAAGAGCUAGUGAAGGCUAAAAUAAUAAAACAACACCGUAUUCAGUAUGAUUUGUUGGCAAAGUCGAUAGCAAAGGAACCCCCAAGAACAAGUACAAAUAAAAAGCUGAAAACACUACAAAAAGAAUUAGCUGAUUUAGCUGCAGAGAAGAAACAACUGGACCAGAAGCUAAAUAUAAGGAAAAAGCAAUUUAAUGUUAUAGCUACUUCAGCCAGUUAUUUAGUAUCAUUACUUAACAAAAACGACAAGAGUAGCUAUGAAACUGUACAAAACAUAUCUGAGGGGGUGAAUUUUUCAGGGCCAGAGCCAAUGUCUGAGUAAAAUUAUAUAUUUGUGCUGAAAAUUACAGAAAAUAUUAUGUGAAUACAGAUAAUUAUGCGAUUUAGUGAAAUAUUAUUUUCAAAUACUUUUUUCAAACAUAGAAUAUAAUACUUCUUAUACUCUUUUUAUCAAAUGUCUUUGUAUUAAUUGUAAUUAUAUUUUUUUACAUUUAAUAGAUAUUAGGGAUUAAUACAGUUUACUACUUAUAUAUUUAAUGGAUUUGUAAUAUAAUUAUAUACACAUUUUUACAUUUUCUUACAUAAAAUAAAUAAUAUAAAGACACCAUGUACCA